AUGGCCAACAUGGCCAACACGGCCAACACCACGAACACGUACCGCCAUGGACCUGGCCACGGACGCCGCUCACGCAACCUUAGGAUAGAGGGGGUCUGGCAGUAUGACAUCACAGCGAGUCAGACAGAGCGACAGCCGUGCCUCGCGCGGGACACACUAAACGCCGAUUACCGAGCACGAGAGGAGGGCACUGGCCCUCGGAAGGCAGCUCUGCGCCAAGGACCACCUUAA
This is a messenger RNA of Penicillium canariense, 231 nucleotides long. RefSeq lists its product as uncharacterized. NCBI's taxonomy places the organism in Eukaryota, Fungi, Ascomycota, Eurotiomycetes, Eurotiales, Aspergillaceae. The coding region runs from base 1 to 231 and encodes 76 amino acids. The transcript is spliced from 2 exons. The record is from RefSeq and is a predicted model, not a curated record.